CUAUGUCGAUGGCAUUACACUCGUUUAUCUUUUUGAGUUGAGGCGAACAGACUAAAAAUUAAAAAUGUCUAUCUAAUUUUCCAUGCUGCCUGGUGUUAAAAUAAUGGCUGAUGGAAAACAGGAUGACCCUAAUGCUGUUCGGACCAAGAAAAUAGAAGUGGGAUACCGCCAAACACUAAGACGGAAAAAAGAAUACACAAACAAAUACAUUGAUGGAUUGCUUUGGAGUCAGAAUUUACUAACAGAUGAUGUUGGAACUCAUUGUGAGGCAACUGACGGGACUGUGAACAUCAGCAAUGACUUGCCUCCAUCACAAACAAGUGUUACACCAGCAUUGAGGAUAGAGUUGAUUGGUGAUGAAAAUGUACUCGCAGCUGAAGUUGUCAACAGCGAAACUACAUCAAGCAAGAGUGUCAACACCGAUGAACACUUACAUCUUCCUCUAGCAAGUGUUGGGACAACAUCAAUGAGCAAUGAGUUUAAUGGCCAUCCCAAUUUUCUUGAAGGUGACAGUCAGGCUUCAGGUGCUUCAGGUUAUACCACAGAUUACCAACAUUUCAUGAACGAUGAAAAUCUUGACUGGGAGGAACCUUUGGAGGAAGAUGAUUCUUACCACAAAUCUGUUAGUGAAUCAUCCAUCCCAGAUGACUACGUCAAUGAUUGGCUGGUCAAUUUAAAUGAUGAGAACAUUGAUGUUUCUCAUGAAGAAGCUGUGGGACGGAGUCUUGCUGAAUGGGUACUGGAUUGCAACAUACCAAGAGCUCAUGUCUCGAACCUAUUGAAGCGUUUAAACAGACAAGCUGGUCUGGCGUAUCUUCCCUUGGACUCGAGAACACUGCUCAAGUCACUGAGAUCCAGAAUUCAAUGCAGAGUUGUUGAGCCUGGUUCCUUCUUAAAUUUUGGCAUAGCUUCGACUCUUGCUGUUGUUUUGGCUCUUUUGAACUCAAAGGACAUUCCAAAUGUUUUGCAAUUUAUAUGGAAUAUCGAUGGGCUCCCUUUGGUUAAAAGUAGUGGAAACAGUUUUUGGCCCAUUGUGGGGAAGUUAUACAACGUAGAAUAUGCCAAACUAAUUGUAGUUGGAGUAUUUUGUGGCAUCAAGAAACCAAACUGCAUCAACGAUUUUUUACUAGAAUUUGUGACUGAACUGUCCGAUCUACAAAAAAAUAGUUUUGAGUUUCGUGGUAGACUAUUAAAGAUUGAAACUAUUGCCAUGUUGUUUGAGGCCUCAGCACGCAGUUUUGCUACAAGUGUCGUCCCUCAUAAUAGCUAUAAUUGUUGCCACAAAUGCACCACCAAAGGAGAUUGGGUUAGAAACACAGGCAAACACGGUGGGCGGGUAACGUAUCCCGAUCUUAAUGCUCCUGCAAGAACAGAUGCCCUUUUUCGGCAGAGACCAGUGGCAUAUUUGAAUCAUUUUGAUAAAAAAAAAAAAAGAUCAAUAGUAGAAAAAGUGUUAAAAGAUAUGGUAAAAAAUAUCCCGUUAGAUUAUAUGCAUUUGGUCUGUUUGGGGGUCCAAAAAAAGUCUAUGAGUGAAUGGGUUCGUGGAAAGUAUGAUCGUGUCCAUCUACGUCCUGAGCUGGUGAAAAAGGUAUCCCAAUACCUGGUUGCCAUAAAGGGAUAUAUUCCUUCUGAAUUUCCGCGAAAGACACGAACACUAGACGAUUUUCCUCACAUGAAAACCACGGAACAUCGUUUGCAUCUCCUGUACAUAGACCCUGUGGCAUUUAUGGGAAUCCUCCCUCCCCGAGUCUACAAACAUUUUCUCUUAUUACACGUAGCAAUCAAGCUUUUAGUACACCCAGUUAAAUGCAUUCUUUUUACCGAGUAUGCAAGAGGACUUUUACGUGCAUAUGUCCGAAAGUCUAAAAAGAUUUUUAAGAAAGUGUUUAUCACUUACAAUGUUCACAACCUUAUCCACCUACCUGAUGAUGUCCUUCUUUAUGGAAAUCUUGACAGGUUUAGCGCCUUUCCUUCUGAAAACAAACUCCAAACCAUGAAGCAUCUACUGAGACACAGCGCAAAGCCGUUGGAACAAUUAGUUCGACGCUUACACGAAAUAGAAAUGAAUGUUCAUUUCAGCCCUGACCAGCCCCAUAAAAGCUCAUUAUCGUUGUCGAAUCCCCAUCGGAAAGGACCACUACCAACUAAUUUUAAUCAUUUAAAAACGAGCCAAUUUUCUAUGUUUUCAUGGGGGAAAUGGAGUGCGACUACAAAAUUUCCUAAUAAUUGCGCAAUUCUAUGCGAUCAUACUGUAAUUCUAAUCCGCAAUAUUAUUCGGGAUCAUAUUGGAGAUGUACAGUCAUACUUGGAAGUUUCUUUAGCAGGCUAAUCGGUCUAUAUCCUUCUAUUUCUUUUUGAUGGAGGGGAUACUUUGGUGCCUACCGUACCCCUUUAUGCUAUUCCUAUUUCUCUUUCUUCGCAACCCGCG
Messenger RNA from Daphnia magna, 2428 nucleotides. RefSeq lists its product as uncharacterized. The transcript has 4 exons. Lineage: Eukaryota; Metazoa; Arthropoda; Branchiopoda; Diplostraca; Daphniidae. Bases 83 to 2329 code for a protein of 748 amino acids. The record is from RefSeq and is a predicted model, not a curated record.